Molecule: messenger RNA, 1821 nt
Organism: Harmonia axyridis
Lineage: Eukaryota; Metazoa; Arthropoda; Insecta; Coleoptera; Coccinellidae
Product: coiled-coil domain-containing protein 191
Exons: 2
Coding region: 439-1755 (438 amino acids)
Source: RefSeq, a predicted model, not a curated record
UACAUCCAAACCUUAGACAAUAAAAGUCUGAUAUAUAGUCUAAGAUCAAAACCAUUCUCUCAGAUGCCUCAGCAAAGAAAUUCGUCGAUGAAUAUAUCGAAAAAUUUGGAGGUUUUCAUGGAUUAUUCUAAUCCUUGCUGACCAUUGCUCUUUAGAAGAUUUUUUUUUUGUAUUCAAUAAAUAUUUUUUUUUGAAAAUCUAAUAUUUAUUUUGAAUAGGAUCUGUUUCACAAAUUUUGAAUGAUUCAGAUUUUUCGUUUUAUAAUUUUACCCUGAAUAUGAAAUUUCCAGAUUUUCUGUAUUGAUAAGUAUCAUUCUAUAAGGCUAUACCAAAGUUAGCGUUGCCAAGGAAUGAUUUGUUGACAGUGUCGAAAAUAAUAACAUAAAUAAUCAUUGCGAAGGUACAAAAGUGGCGAUCGAUGAGAAUAUUCAAGAAAAAAUGCUUUAUAUUUCUGGAAAAAAUUCACUCACAAGUGACAUUAAGACAGAUUCCAAUGAUUCUCGAAAUUAUUUGGUAGAUAGUCAAUUAAUUGACAAGAAUAUCCCCUUAAAUAAUGAGAAGGCAUCUGUUUCCAACACCAUGAGCAAUAAGGAACGAGUACAAAGAUUUAUUGAUUGCAUGAAAAUGAAACAAGAAAUAAAGAAGAAACAUGAGGUUUCUAAAAUUAACAUGGAGGAGAACACUCAAGUUUCGAUCAAUCCCUAUAAAAAUGUUGGAGCAUCAUUUCAAAAUCGCUUUUUAGCCCAAAAAAAUAUAAUUGAUAUGCAAAAGUCUAGAUUGUUAGAACAGGAGAGAAUUAUAAAUGAUUUGAAGAUGGGUAUAAUGUCAAAAGAAGAUAUCCAAAGAACUGAUAAAUAUGAUCUUGCAGAAUUAUUUCAAGAUUGCAAAAUGAAAUUAUUAGGCAGAGUCCCUUUAGACUAUAUUCCAAAAAAUCAAGGGCUUCUUGUUAAACCACAAACUGCUCCUAAAAUAAUUCAGGAAUUAGAAAAAAGAGCCUUGGAAAGAAUGAAGUAUAGGGAGAUGAUUAAAGAAAGGAAAAAAUUAUUGGAAGAAACCAAAAAAAAAAUUCAGGAAGAGAACUUGAGAAGAAAACAUCAAAUGGAGGAGGAAGAAAGGUUGAAACACUUAGAAAUGUUGAAUGAAAGACACAGACAAGAACAGGAAAGAAUGAAAAUUAGAAAAAUCAAUAAGGAGAUAUUUCAGAGAAAUUUAAAUAAGGCUAUUGCAUUUAAUGAGAAAAAUGUUUUAAGAAGAGCAUUUCAUCAGUUGAAAUGUGAAUAUUUUAAUUCCAAAGAUAAAGAGAAGAUGAGUGAAGAACACAAUAAAAAAAAAAUUUUAGAAAAGAGUUUUAAAAUAUUACUUGAAAUUAUACAUUACAAAUAUUCACUGAAAUGUGAAAUUGCAGAUGGUUUUCGAAGGAAAGUAGUACUGAAAAUGAGUUGGCGAGGAUUUAAAGAGAACCAUCUAGAUGGAAUAAGGUCAUGGCAAGUGGCCGAAGAUUUUAAUGAUUUUCGAAUAGAGAGGAACUUUUUGAUAGCGUUAUCGAGCUUCACUUCCAAGGAAAAAAUUCUGAGGGACAUUAAGACUCAACAAGCUUGUUAUCAUUACCAGAGAAAACUAAUAUUUUACUCCUUUUUUCACUGGAAGUCCCUGCCGUUAGUUUUGAAGAUGGAGAAAGUGAAAGAAGAACGAAAACAGAAGUGGAGAAAAAAAGUUCUUGAAAUUUUACCUGAUUUCAAUCCUUCUGAAACUUAAUAAAUAUUUAUUGUUAUUUUAAAUUUUGUACACCCAUAUUUUCGAAUAUAACAAACUUUAUUUAUA